Messenger RNA from Choloepus didactylus (southern two-toed sloth), 1607 nucleotides. RefSeq names its product trans-2,3-enoyl-CoA reductase like (gene TECRL). The coding region runs from base 1 to 1092 and encodes 363 amino acids. Gene Ontology annotation, molecular function: oxidoreductase activity, acting on the CH-CH group of donors. Lineage: Eukaryota; Metazoa; Chordata; Mammalia; Pilosa; Megalonychidae. The transcript has 12 exons. The record is from RefSeq and is a predicted model, not a curated record. Gene Ontology annotation, biological process: very long-chain fatty acid biosynthetic process.
AUGUUCAAAAGGCACAAGUCCCUUGUUUCAGAGCGCAAGAGAGAAUUACUUUCCCAAGGAGCUACGCGGUCCAUAUUGAGGAAUGAUUUGAGAAAUUUUCACUGUUUGUCGCAACUUGUACUUGCAGCAGGCCCUCUGAAACCAAUUCCAGUGGUCAAACAUUCAAAAAUUCCUCACUUUGAGAUUGAAAUACUUGAUGCUGCAACAAGAAAGCAGAUAUGUAUUGUGGAUAAGGUUACACAAACAUCUACUAUUCAUGAUGUUAAACAAAAAUUUCACAGAGCAUGUCCAAAGUGGUACCCUUCCCGGAUUGGUCUACAGCUAGAACAUGGUGGGCCUUUUUUGAGGGAUUAUAUCAGCAUUCAAAGCAUUGCAGCUUCUUCCAUGAUUACACUCUAUGUUACAGACUUAGGUCAACAGGUCAGUUGGACCACAGUAUUUUUGGCUGAAUACACAGGACCUCUUCUAAUAUACCUCAUGUUUUAUUUGAGGAUUCCAUACAUAUAUGAUAUGAAAGAGAGUUCUGGAAGAUUAUGCCAUCCAGUAGUACACUUGGCCUGCUUCUGCCAUUGUAUACAUUACAUCCGAUAUCUUUUGGAAACCUUAUUUGUUCACAAAGUUUCUAGAGGACAUACACCUUUGAAAAACUUGAUAAUGGGUUGUGCCUUUUAUUGGGGAUUCACUUGUUGGAUUGCCUACUACAUUAAUCACCCAUGGUAUACACCACCAUCAUUUGGAGUCAGGCAAGUCACAAUUUCUGCUAUCAAUUUUCUGAUUUGUGAAGCUGGGAAUCAUUUCAUCAAUGUGGUGUUGGCUCAUCCCAAUCACACAGGAAGUAAUGCUUGUUUCCCAAGGCCAAGUUAUAACCCUUUCACAUGGUUGUUUAUCCUGGUUUCGUGUCCUAACUAUACCUAUGAGAUUGGAUCAUGGAUUAGUUUCACAGUCAUGACACAAACGCUGCCAGUUGGAAUUUUUACCCUUCUGAUGAGUAUCCAGAUGUCUUUGUGGGCGCAAAAGAAACACAAGGUUUAUCUCAAGAAGUUUGAUUCUUAUAUGCAUAAGAAAUCAGCAUUGAUUCCAUUCAUAUUGUAAGAAACAAAAUUGCAUUCUUAUUUCAUAUACAGAAAGGCAGGAAAUAAAGUCACUAUCAGACAAUUAAGGAUGGCUGACUUUUAUGCUCAAUCAAUUCACAAACAGCACAUUUAUAUUGUACCUAAUUAUCAUAUAUAACAUUAGAAUUUAGUUAAUUUUAGAAUAAUAAACUUGAGGCAAAUGAAAAUUACAAAUAAAUAAGAUUAAUAAAGAAUGGUAAUAAGAUUAAUAAAGAAUAGUACUGAUCAUUUUUUGCAAGGGAUCAGUGCUUGAACAAGAUUUUCAUUAAGUCUUACACAACACUAUUUGCAUAAAACAAUACAUCAGAGUACUAAAGUAACAUAUUUUUUAAAGUUUUAACACUUAAAUCGCUUAAAUUGCGCAAAUUUUUUUGAUGGUAACUGAGUUUUUUGUUGUUGUUGUUGUUCAAUGUAUUACCUAGCAGUGUCAGAUACCGUAUGUUAUUAGGUCAACUUCUUGUAAAAAUUCUCCCUGUAUUAAAAGUGAAACACUUG